This is a messenger RNA of Lachancea sp. 'fantastica', 534 nucleotides long. Lineage: Eukaryota; Fungi; Ascomycota; Saccharomycetes; Saccharomycetales; Saccharomycetaceae. The record is from the annotation of a GenBank genome assembly.
AUGAGCAAGAAACGGUCUCAAAAGGCGUAUAACGAUGUAAUCGAGUUCAUGAAUCCCAAAAUUCCUGCUGAAAUCGAAGAUGACAUUUUGGGUGCAUUUGCAACAUAUAGUAUCGAGUCUGAUAUGACUUCGUCGAACUUGCCCGAUUUUUAUAACGAUUUGCAAAUGCCACGGGACUUUACCAAGCUGCUCGAUGUGCGGGAUGUUUGCAUCGAAGAUACCAAUAUAGUGAGCUUCGACAAGCUUUUGAAAAACACAUUUCAUUUACUGAUUUUCAUGAACAACGCACAAGUCAUCGACACGCAAUGGUCCAUGCUGGUUGUGGCCUGUGGUAGAGACAAGCAGUUCCCAAACGUGAGUCUGCGAAAUCAUGUUUUGAGCAUAAAGGACCUUCAAAAGAUUGCCAACAGUAUUAACAUGGAAAACGGCGCCUUGCUCGACAUGAUGAGCUGCGCUACGAGUGGGAAAAGGGUUUUUUUAACGUGGCUGGAUUUUGCAUUUGUUUUGGGAAAGCUUGGUCAUUUGGUCUUUUGA